Gloeophyllum trabeum ATCC 11539 is the source of this 1130-nucleotide messenger RNA. RefSeq lists its product as uncharacterized. Gene Ontology annotation, molecular function: oxidoreductase activity, acting on the CH-OH group of donors, NAD or NADP as acceptor; NAD+ binding. The record is from RefSeq and is a predicted model, not a curated record. The transcript has 10 exons. Gene Ontology annotation, biological process: fatty acid metabolic process. NCBI's taxonomy places the organism in Eukaryota, Fungi, Basidiomycota, Agaricomycetes, Gloeophyllales, Gloeophyllaceae. Bases 54 to 974 code for a protein of 306 amino acids.
UUUGUGGGCAAUUCAUACCAUCAUCGUAGAGGGAACAAUUGGGCAGCUCCAAGAUGUCGAUAGCUCACGGAAUUCGUACAUUGGGUGUGCUUGGUUCGGGCCAAAUGGGCCUCGGGAUUGCGUACGUCGCAGCUCUGAGAGCGAAAGUUCCUGUUCUGCUGUAUGACCGGUCGACGGAGCAGAUCGAAAAGGGCCUCAAGUUCAUGGACAAGCUCUUGGCUAAAGACGUGAGCAAAGGCAAGAUCCAGGACAUAGAGGCGAAGGAGGCCAGAGACCGGGUCACGGUGGUUAGCCAGGACCAGGCGUACAAGGGCUUUCGAGACGUUGAUAUGGUCGUGGAGGCGGUCUCAGAGAAUCUGCCAUUAAAGCAGAAGAUCUUCUCGUCUCUGUCCGCUGAAUGCCGACCGGACGCCAUACUUGCCUCCAAUACCUCCUCCAUCAGUAUAACUAAGAUUGCUGCGUCAACCAUCCCGGAGGGGCAGUCAAGUGCAUCCGGAUCAGGGAAACAGAGCGCGGCGCGCGUCGUCGGACUGCACUUCUUCAAUCCCGUCCCCGUGAUGAAAUUAGUGGAGCUGAUAUCUGCGCUUCAAACGUCGGAAGAUACACUCAACAGAGCGAGGGCAUUCGCGGUGGCGUGCGGCAAAGAGGUCACCGUGUCUAAGGACGUCCCCGGAUUCGUUUCGAAUGCGUUGCUAAUGCCUUUCAUCAAUGAGGCUAUUAUGUGGCUCGAGAAAGGGGUAGCUACCAAAGAAGACAUCGAUAAGACCCUGAAACUGGGGAUGAACCAUCCUAUGGGCCCAUUGGAACUGGCUGACUUCAUCGGACUUGAUACUUGUCUCGCUAUCCAGCAAACGCUGUAUCAGGGCACGGGUGACUCCAAGUACCGGCCUUCAGUGUUACUGGAGAGGAUGGUCGACGCUCAGUGGUACGGCAGGAAGAACGGCAAGGGUUUCUACGAGUACCCUGACGCAUGAGCACCAUGGGAUAUAGGCUUGCAGCUAGGUCGUACUCAUGGUUUCUCGAUGGUCAACCCAUCCGACCUCGUCCUGCUCCCUAUGAACGGUCUCGGCGGGAAACACAAAGUCACUUGUACCAGUACUGCCUCAUGCCUAAUACACUUAUUGCCACUA